Messenger RNA from Strigops habroptila (Kakapo), 4233 nucleotides. RefSeq lists its product as uncharacterized. The transcript is spliced from 5 exons. Lineage: Eukaryota; Metazoa; Chordata; Aves; Psittaciformes; Psittacidae. The record is from RefSeq and is a predicted model, not a curated record. Bases 452 to 1489 code for a protein of 345 amino acids.
CUUUGCUGGCGUGGUGCAGUUCAUCUGUGUCCACAAUUGAGAGUGCCUGAGAUGAAUGCAAAAAACAGCUCUCAAAUCCUUUGCACGUUACUCAAAAGUGAACUUUUCCCCCCCAGUUUUCUAAAACUAGAAGUCUUGAUAUGGGAUACAGGGAAGAAGUUAAUUGCUGAGCAUCGCUAGGUUUUGAUAGGCAUAGAUCUGGGCAUUGGCGGUCUCCAUUUCAGGAGAUUUAGAGUUAUCAUUUCAACACCAUUGCCCUUACGAGGCACUGAGGAAAGUAGAAGGCGAUUUGUAGGUAUAAACUGGAAACAUCCAGGCUGAGAUGAAUUACAAAAUAAAGUUAAUUUUCCCCUUCCUCAGCAGUUUUGGAGUUUCAAUUCAGUUGCAGAGAGUUUCUCUUCCUUUCCCCAAGGAAAACCCUGCAGUUGUGUCAUUUAGCUGACUUGCUUUAAUGCAUUUUUUUUUUAGGAACAGCACCUACUUUGUACUGCAUUACAUGUUUAAGAAUGUUCUUCCUUUACAGAUAAAGCCUUGUUCAGAGCUCUCAUUUCCUGUGAAGAUCUACUUCUGUGUCACUAUCUUGUCUCUGCUAAGUGUCAUAGGGCUAACCAUAGAGACACUUGUUCGACAGACUGAGGAAGAUUUCACCAUUUCUCUUAUUCAGUUAAUUGGAGUUGUGUUCUGCGUAUACUAUGUGACCAGAGGAAUCCUGCAGGAGAAUCGCCAGGAGCUCAUCGUCUUUGUUCUUUCCAUCUUGCUAGUGAUGUUUCGGUCCAUUGUCAACUUCACAGUUCUCUCUGCUGAGCAAAAGCCAAAACUCCUGGCCCGUUUCAUUCUGAUCCUCCUGGUAGGCUCCUUUGAUGUGAUCUGUGCCAUCAUCCUCAUCCAGAGUCAAAGCAUGAUGGCCUUUCGAGUGGGGGGUGCUCUAGAAAGCCUACAGUCACAAUACUUCAUGAUGAACCUCUGCUUUUCCAUGUUGACCUUUGAUCUUCAGGCACAGCUCUGCUUGUGUGUUCUGCUGAUAAGCCUGCAUGAGAUCACCCUUCUACACAACAUUAUCUCAGCAACAGGGGUUCUUUGGGCCUGCUUGAAAGUGACCAUCAGCAUCAUCGCAAUUUUAAAAGAACUGAAGCCUCUAGUGUGGAUUUUUCUGACUCAGAACAUACCUGAAGUAGCUUUUCUCAUCUACCUGCUUUACACGGUAAUUCAUCCAACUUACUUACUCAAUAAUGGGGAGCGAGGCUGGAGGCCUCUUCAUUAUUGCAUGUUCUACCUCUUCAGGAUCAACUUUUCAAGACAGGAACCAGGUCAAAGUGCUGUUGAACUGAUUAGUCAGAGGGAGAGGCUCUCUCUGGAAGUCUCUGCAACUGGCAAAGUGUUCAGAAUUAUAAGGGAAAUCACCACAAAAUCUUCCAGUACAAGAUACAUAGCUCCUCAAAAAUGCCUCCUCUCCUUCACAAGAGGUCUGAAGUGGUGCCAGACCAUCUGAAUGGCCUCAAGUCAUUAUAUUUGAAAGAAUGUCUUAGGCAGCACCUCCAGCUCUCAAUCCUGAUUGCAGCCAAAACAAGAGACAGUGUAAAGCUCCAACAAACUCGAGCGUUAGGCAUUUUUUUGGCAUUGUAAUAGUGAUAAAGCACUUAUCACUAGGACACCCCAGCACCUCCCACAGCACAUAUGAAAGGAGGAAAGGAAGAAGGGCAAGGGCAAAGCAGAUUAUUUUGAUAUUUAUGAGGGCAAAAGCCAUCAUGGCAAGGGCUUGAAUGCUGAGAGCAGCCAGUGUUUUUCAUAUUUCACAUGAAUAAUCUCCAGAUACUGAUAAAAGUCCAUCCAAGUCCUUGGGGUUUUAUUUAUUAAAGGAUGCUCUUCCAAUUACUCACAGGCCUAUUUGAUCUGGCAAAGCAGACACGCAGUCUUUGGUGGCUAUAGUUAUACUGCAGUUAGGAAGAAAAGUACAGGGGGUGCUUCUGACAUGAGUAACAUAACAACUUGAAAGUAGCUCAGUCUCCUUCCUUUUUUGCAUGGUAACAAUGAACACACAAGAGUGACCAGCAAAUGAGGACAUGGACAUACAAUGCAAUACUUCUCUGUGCUAGAUCUGUAAUAUAGUCACUUCUCCAAAACCAGUUAUUUUAGCAUCUUGAUUUGGGAUACACACCAUUGGGGGUUUGCUAACAAAUCAAAGGAGUCAGAACUGGGCUUUUUUAAAAUCUCAUCCUGAUAAUCACACUAACCCUGUUGGGGCAGUGAUUCUUCUUCAAUGCAGUAGAUAGCCGCAGGAUAUAAAUAUUGUUGCUUUUAAUUAAAAUUUGCCAUUUUCUCUGUGUCAGAUCCCUCAAAAGAGCACAGGUGAGGCAAUUACUAAUGUCAUAAGCACAGUGAGCAGGCCAGCCAGGAAUGAAAAUGGGAUCAUGAAGCUGUCCCCCAGACACACAUGACAAUAACAGUACAAUGACAGUCAGGGAACAUAACUUCAUUCUGUAUUUUACAGCAGAAACAAACUGAGAUGUAAGAUGGAGUCUGGUUUCCUUACCUCCAGCUUAAUUGCUUGUUCAAUCUGGGCACAAUACUGUUUUAUAUCACUUCAGUGAUGCAGAAAUCAGAAGGUAUUUAGCUUGUCGGUUUGCAGCCAGGGAAACAUGUCAUCAGGAAAGUAAGAUGGUUUGAAAGUGAACGGGUUUCCCCCCCCCCACAUACUAUCUAGUGACUCCUUUCACAGAUUUAGUGGUUGAUUGCAUUUUAUGGCUUCAGGGUUUUGUGGCAUUAGGUGUUGAUUGCUGUAUGUCUGUUUUCCUGCAGGUGAUAAGAGAGUGGGGCAAAGGGAAUUCUUACACCCUAGAAGCUGCUUUCAUUACCGGCUCUUUCAUUUCUAUUGCAAUAAAAUCUGUUUUGUUUUGGGCACUGAUUCAUGUCUACCGCAGCUUUGGGCAGGGGCUGAGAGAAAGAAGUAAGUACUUAAGAAGUUUAACUUCACUAUGAAGAUUAAGUAGAGCUUGUUGAGCCAAGAAAAUAGGGAUAAUCACGGUACAAGGCAGAUCCCUAAUAAUAUCAGUCACUAGUGCAGCCUUAAAAUUUACUGGUGUGACAAAGUUCAGAAGCUUAGAUAGAAUAUAUGUGAUUUCUUCCUGAAGAAAACAGGUAUUAGUCAACCUUUGCAAGAAUUGCUGAUAACCAGGAAAGACAACCUGUGUGGAAAAAUCUCUUCUAUACAAGAUAUAUGUAAUUUUUCUUCUUUAUCACGCUGUAAAAUUAACUGCUUUAUACUAAUGAAAAGAGAGAUAGUAAAGGGACCUAGAGAGCCACUAAUCUUAAACUACACAAACCUCCUUUUACAUGAAGGACAUAUAUACUGCUAGGCACUGGUUGUUGAUUGAUCUUCUUUCUUCCCACAGUGUUUUCUUCCUAUGGAAGGAUCGACUCCUGAGCCACCCACCUUGUGUCCUAUCUGCAGCUCUUACAGAGUGAAAUCGCAGGGGAAGGUCUGAUCAAGUACUUGCAUUUGGGAUGUAAGACAAUGGGUCUCUUUCACAGAGAUAGAGGAAGUUGCCCAGAAAAAUGACUAUACAUUUCUUGGUUCAUAUUGUGCUAGGGAACUUUAACAGUGCAGCUGGUAACUUAAGUUUAAAAAGCAAAGUGCUCUCGGGAAAUUAACAGUAAUCCUCUCAAUUCAGCGAGUUUUGCUGACAGGACAAUGCAUCUUUCACUCCUUGUUUUCCUGAUGUUGCUUUGUAACCACAGGAGGUUCACAACAUGCAUGUGAGUAGAGAAUGUUGUUAAUAUAAAUGCCAUUUUCUGGGUAUAUACAAACAUAAUGAAAAUAAUUUGUACACCAUCUUACAGACCUGAGUCUAGAAGUGGAUUGCCCUACCAUCAUUUCUCAUGUCAGAUCUGUUGCUGAGCAGAGGUCAAGCCCCAAAGCUGCUUUGCUGGCAGCUGUAUUCCCUGACUCCACAGUUGUGUGAUGGCUUAACCCCAACAGAAUGGCUGAGGCUCUUCUUCCUCAUCUGACUUCAGAAUAUUUCACUUAUUUAUUUUCUGAAAUCCCAGCUACACCUGAAAACUACACAAUGUAAUCUCAUGCCACCCUACAGUGUAUCUAACCAACGUGCCAUUUCAUUCACCACUGUGACUGUUAAUAUAAGCCUUUAAUAUUGUAAUUUAAAAGUUUGGUAUUCUAUUGAUUUGAACCUUUAGCUACUUACUGGCUAUUUUUUAAUAAAGUAUAAGCACAGUUUG